CUAUGGUGUAUUAUGGCUGUCUAGUCGAUCGUCAAGCAAAAGACCGUGUAUUUUCUUAAGUUAAUAAUUUUAAUAAACUCUAUUUUCUAUGUAAGGGAAUUGUUAAUAGUAACUCAAGAACCAAGUAUGGCAUCAAGGGGCUGAGGAUUGCUUAAAAUUUGGAGCAGUUCUCGAUUUUGAGUGCUCCCGGAGAGCAGCCCUCCCCGCCCGCUUCACCCACGCUGCCCAGUGACGUAGUAACAUGGCGCAGGUCGGAGCCAACAUGGAGUACCAGGAGUACAAGUGGGCCUACUCAAUCAUGGACUCGUCAAAGGUGUCAGCAUGCCUCAUCUCAAUGCUACUGAUAGUGUACGGCAGCUUCCGGUCCUUGAAUAUGGAGAGGGAGGCGCGCGAGCGGGCGGAGAGGGAGCGAGAGGCGACGCUGCUCGGUGGCAAGCCUGUGCCCUCCUGCUCACACAGCAGCAGUUUCGUUCCAGACGUGCAGACGUUGAACACGAUGCAGGCGCUGUGCUUCCCGCUCGGCUCCUCUGUGGCACUGCUCAUCAUGUUCUUCUUCUUUGACUCCAUGCAGACCCUCGUCGCCAUAUGCACUGCCAUAAUAGCGUGCGCGGCGCUGGCGUUCCUGCUGACGCCGCUGUGCCAGUACGUGGCGGGGGGCGCGGGUGUGGGGGGCGGGGCGCGCGCAUGCGGCAAGUACUCCGCCCCGGAGCUCGCCGCCGCACUCCUCGCAGCCGCCAUCGUCGCUGUGUGGGUCCUCACUGGACACUGGCUGCUUAUGGAUGCAAUGGGCAUGGGCCUAUGCGUGACCUUCAUCGCGCUGAUCCGACUGCCCUCGCUGAAAGUGUCCACGCUGCUGCUGACCGGCCUCCUGCUCUACGACGUCUUCUGGGUCUUCUUCUCCUCCUACAUCUUCACUACCAAUGUUAUGGUCAAAGUGGCCACCAGGCCGGCGGAGAAUCCAAUGAACGUAGUGGCACGCAGAUUGCAGUUAGGAGGCGCGAUGCGGGAUGCACCCAAGCUGUCACUGCCCGCCAAGCUCGUCUUCCCCUCGAUGCACCACCAGGGACACUUCUCUAUGCUGGGUCUGGGUGACAUCGUGAUGCCUGGUCUGUUGCUGUGCUUCGUGCUGCGCUACGACGCCUACAAGAAGGCCACUCUUGUCUGCCAGAUGGGGCAGGUGCCCGGACCUAGGUCUAUGGGUUCCCGUCUAACGUACUUCCACUGUUCUCUGCUGGGCUACUUCCUGGGUCUGCUGACGGCGACUGUGUCCGCGGAGGUGUUCAAGGCAGCUCAGCCCGCGUUGCUCUACCUGGUGCCCUUCACGCUGCUGCCACUUCUCACCAUGGCAUACGUCAAGGGUGAUCUAAGGCGAAUGUGGAGUGAGCCGUUCAUCGCACCUAAUGGAAAAUCCGGCGCUGACUUUGACGUGUGAAGAAACAGAAAUUAACAAAUGUUAUAUCCCCCCCAGUAGUUGGCAAAUAAACCAACGUACAAACGUCAGCUUCCGAAAUAUAAGUAUGCUUCAUUUAUAGUCUACAUUAUAUUACUAUGACAGUGUUGCCAGUUUAUUCCUUUGUGGUUAGAUGUUUAAUAGCAAUAGACAAUUCUAAUCUGUCAGUUGUACAGCUUAGCUAUGGAAAUUAAAAUUAAAAAACAGAAACUUUAGAAGUGAAAUCUUUGAUAUUGUCUAUUGUAGUGUGAUAAUUUUAUGCGUUAAAAUGUCGAAAACUGUUUGUUCAUGGUUUUGAAGGAAAUAUAUCUAAAUUAUCAAAGAGUAAGUAUUGAAAUCAAUUUAGUGAUUGUUAUAUUCUCUCACUGGUUUACGGAUAAUAUUUAAGCAGUUAUGAUUAAAAUAAAUGUCAAAUUAAAACAAGAAAAAUAUAGAGAAAUCUUUACAUUAUCUACAAUGAUAUAGUGACAUCUGUCAGACGUCAAUGACAUCUGUCAGAAGUCAGUGUUACCAUUAUCUGGCAUAGUAAUUAUUUGUUACACUAUGAAUUGUUAUACUUAUACUUUUAAAAGAUUUUGAUGUUUCUUUUUGUAUUCAUAAAUAGGAAGUUGUUUGUAUGAAAAUAUGUUAAUAGUUACAUCGUAUUAUAAUUAUCACAAUUGGCUUAUAAAAUGAUUGUUAUUCAUUAAGUUUUAAUGUAUAUGGCUUUGAUCACAUUAUAUAUUAUAUUAAGGUAUAUAAUGUAAAGUUUGUAGAUGUCGAAUAUAAUUACAUAUAUUUACUUUCCGUUGUGAUGGAGUUGAACAAA
This is a messenger RNA of Papilio xuthus (Asian swallowtail), 2258 nucleotides long. It is a transcript of the gene SppL, whose product is annotated as signal peptide peptidase-like protein. Gene Ontology annotation, biological process: membrane protein proteolysis. Gene Ontology annotation, molecular function: aspartic endopeptidase activity, intramembrane cleaving. Gene Ontology annotation, cellular component: Golgi-associated vesicle membrane; cytoplasmic side of endoplasmic reticulum membrane; lumenal side of endoplasmic reticulum membrane. NCBI's taxonomy places the organism in Eukaryota, Metazoa, Arthropoda, Insecta, Lepidoptera, Papilionidae. The transcript is spliced from 10 exons. The coding region runs from base 242 to 1432 and encodes 396 amino acids. The record is from RefSeq and is a predicted model, not a curated record.